This is a messenger RNA of Ochotona princeps (American pika), 3278 nucleotides long. RefSeq names its product NUMB endocytic adaptor protein (gene NUMB). The transcript is spliced from 13 exons. The record is from RefSeq and is a predicted model, not a curated record. Lineage: Eukaryota; Metazoa; Chordata; Mammalia; Lagomorpha; Ochotonidae. The coding region runs from base 421 to 2382 and encodes 653 amino acids. Gene Ontology annotation, molecular function: cadherin binding.
GCGGGCCUCAGAGCUGCGGGCAGGCGCGGAACGGAAACUGGCUCAGCGCUCUGAAGGCGGAGGCUGGAAGGAGGAAGGGGGCCUUGGACUGCGGGCCGGGGCCAGGGCGGAGGCGGCGGCUGCGAGUUCUCUGGCUGGGCUGGUGGGAGAAUGGCCCGGCUCCUGGCGGAGGAGUUGGCGUCGGGAAGAUUUGGCAGUUAUACAACCUCUUCCAGGGAGAAGUGCCAGUGCAGCUGCUGUCACAACCCAGGCUCUUAACCCAGAUCCAUAGAUUGGAAUAUUGGAGGGCCGAAAAUCCCCAAGUACCUCACAUAGGACAGAUGAGGAAACUGAGACUUGGUGAAGUUACGAAACUUGUCCAAAGUCACACAGCUUAUAAAGAUACAACCAAGACUCAGAGCCAGAUUGUAGAAAAUUAAAAUGAAUAAACUACGACAAAGCUUCAGAAGAAAGAAAGAUGUUUAUGUGCCAGAGGCCAGUCGUCCACAUCAGUGGCAGACGGAUGAAGAAGGUGUCCGCACUGGAAAAUGUAGCUUUCCAGUUAAGUACCUUGGGCAUGUAGAAGUUGAUGAGUCAAGAGGAAUGCACAUCUGUGAAGAUGCUGUAAAGAGAUUGAAAGCUGAAAGGAAGUUCUUCAAAGGCUUCUUUGGAAAAACUGGAAAGAAAGCAGUUAAGGCAGUCCUGUGGGUAUCAGCAGAUGGGCUUAGAGUUGUGGAUGAAAAAACAAAGGACCUCAUAGUGGACCAGACAAUAGAGAAAGUUUCUUUCUGUGCCCCAGAUAGGAACUUUGAUAGAGCCUUCUCUUACAUAUGUCGCGACGGCACCACACGGCGCUGGAUCUGUCACUGCUUCAUGGCCGUCAAGGACACGGGUGAGAGACUGAGCCACGCAGUAGGCUGUGCUUUCGCAGCCUGUCUAGAGCGCAAGCAGAAGCGGGAGAAGGAAUGUGGGGUGACGGCUACUUUUGAUGCCAGUCGGACCACUUUUACAAGAGAAGGAUCGUUCCGUGUCACAACAGCCACUGAACAAGCAGAAAGAGAGGAGAUCAUGAAACAAAUGCAGGACGCCAAGAAAGCUGAAACAGAUAAGACAGCUGUUGGCUCAUCAGCAGCCCCUGGCAACGUUGCCCCAUCUCCAUCCUCUCCCACCUCGCCCACCUCAGAUGCCACUUCCUGUCUGGAGAUGAACAACCCUCAUGCCAUCCCACGCCGGCAUGCCCCGAUUGAACAGCUUGCUCGCCAAGGCUCUUUCCGAGGAUUUCCUGCUCUUAGCCAGAAGAUGUCGCCCUUUAAACGCCAACUGUCCCUCCGCAUCAACGAGCUGCCUUCCACUAUGCAGAGGAAGACUGAUUUCCCCAUUAAAAACGCAGUACCCGAGGUGGAAGGGGAGGCAGAGAGCAUCAGCUCUCUGUGCUCGCAGAUCACCAGCGCCUUCAGCACGCCCUCCGAGGACCCCUUCUCAUCUGCCCCGAUGACCAAGCCAGUGUCCUCAGUGGCACCCCAAUCUCCUGUCUUCCAAGCUAAUGGCACUGACUCAGCCUUCCAUGUGCUUGCUGCUAAGCCAACCCCUACUGCUCUAGCACCCGUAGCAUUGCCUGUGCGUGAAACCAACCCUUGGGCUCAUGCCCCUGACACUGCUAACAAGGAAGUUACAGCUGCACAUUCGGGAACCGAGUGGGGUCAGUCUUCUGGUGCUGCUUCUCCAGGUCUUUUGCAGGCUGGUCACAGACGCACACCCUCGGAAGCUGAUCGCUGGUUGGAAGAGGUGUCUAAGAGUGUCCGGGCCCAGCAGCCCCAGGCCCCAGCUGCCCCUCUGCAGCCAGUUCUCCAGCAUCCUCCACCCGCUGCCAUGUCCCAACCAGCACCACCUUUCCAAGGGAAUGCAUUCCUUACCUCUCAGCCCGUGCCAAUGGGUGUGGUCCCACCCCUGCAGCCAGCCUUUGUCCCUGCCCAGUCCUAUCCUGUGGCCAACGGGAUGUCCUAUCCAGCCCCCAAUGUGCCUGUCGUGGGCAUGACUCCCUCUCAGAUGGUAGCCAACAUGUUCGGCACUGCGGGCCAUCCUCUGGCGGUGCACCCCCAUCAGUCGCCCAGCCUGGUCAAGCAGCACACAUUCCCCCAGUAUGAGACAGGCAGUGCCACUGCCAGUCCCUUCCUUAAGCCCCCUGCUCAGCACCUCAACGGCUCUGCAGCGUUCAACGGCAUGGAUGAUGGCAGGCUGGCUUCAGGAGACAAGCACACCGAGGGUCCUGCAGGCACCUGCCCCGUGGAUCCUUUCGAAGCCCAGUGGGCUGCGUUAGAGAGCAAGUCCAAGCAGCGUACUAACCCUUCCCCUACCAACCCUUUCUCCAGUGACUUACAGAAGACAUUUGAAAUUGAACUAUAAGCAACCUGUGGUUUAUGGAUCUUGUUCGUACUUAGGCAAGGGCAGGUGAUAGAAGAUCAUUGAGCAACGGGGACUUAGUCUUCCUGAUCAGGACACUUUUCACUCAUCCCAGAGGUCCCCAGGAACAAGUCUAGGCACAGUAGGACUUGAGGGGCGGUUUGGGGAGAAGCAGGGAAACCAUUCCUAGAUGAAGCCUGUCAUGGAAGUGGGCUGAAGAAACCAAGGAAGUGUCUGCUGGUCCCUCCUCUCCCUCGGGUCCUUGCAGACGCCUGGUGGCAGGGAGACAGAAGUACCAGAGUAGACUCGUCUUCAAAGCACAUUUUCUGGACUCUGAAACACCCUGGGAAGAAAAAGUCUCCCCUUGUUUUUCAGGCCAUCACCUGCCUCCUCUCAGUACUGACCUGUCCUAGAUACGGGAACAGAGCAGUCUGUGCUGCAGCUGGGGAGAGGCCAGCCCCAGGCUGUGCUGCCGCUCCUGGAAGGCCACAUCAGCCACUGCCCCACAGAGCCAGAGGGUGAGGAAAAGUCACACUUCCAUUUUGAGUAACAAAUAUUAUAAAUAUAUAUAUAUCAAAAAGCCAAAAUCUUUAUUUUUAUGCAUUUAGAAUAUUUUAAAUAGUUCUCAAUAUUAAAACUUGUAUGAGUUGUAAGUAAUCUUGCCAAAAGUAAAAGGGUUAGUUGUAAGAAAUUGUAUAUAAGAUUGAUUUAUCAUUGAUGCCUAUUGAAGAGUAAAAAAAAAAAGAGGCAGACUGGAGUUAGAUGGCUCCCUAGCUUGCUUGAGAUCUCACUGUAACUAGCACAUUGCAACAACAAUCAUGCUUAUGACCAAUACCGUCACUAGGUUGUAGUUUUAAAGACAAUGAAACAGCAGUAUUGUCCUGGUUUUAAACCUAUGA